Molecule: messenger RNA, 1634 nt
Organism: Empidonax traillii (willow flycatcher)
Lineage: Eukaryota; Metazoa; Chordata; Aves; Passeriformes; Tyrannidae
Gene: KCNJ2
Product: potassium voltage-gated channel subfamily J member 2
Exons: 2
Coding region: 304-1587 (427 amino acids)
Biological process (GO): regulation of monoatomic ion transmembrane transport; potassium ion import across plasma membrane
Cellular component (GO): plasma membrane
Molecular function (GO): inward rectifier potassium channel activity
Source: RefSeq, a predicted model, not a curated record
CGGGCACCGGGCCGGCUUCGGCAUCCCCCAGCUGCUGGAUCUUACACCCCUGCCCUCCACACGCACCUCCCUGGCGGGCCGCGGCAGACCAUGCCCUCUCUAUGACGGUUGCUUGCUAAGCUAACUCUGCAUGCCAGAAGACUGUCCUUGGUUGAUCCAGGGGCUGUUGGGGACUCCGACCUCUCCCCGGUUUUUCCGCGUGUGUGUGUUCCUCUAGAACUUUCAAAACUGUUUCUCCAAAGGGUUUUGCAGAAACUCAGACUGUUUUCUAAAGCAGAAGCACCUCAGUCCACAGCAGUAGUGAUGGGCAGCGUGCGAACCAACCGCUACAGCAUCGUGUCUUCGGAGGAGGACGGCAUGAAGCUGUCCACCAUGGCCGUGGCCAACGGCUUUGGAAAUGGGAAGGGCAAGGUACACACCAGGCAGCAGUGCAGGAGCCGCUUUGUCAAAAAAGACGGCCACUGCAACGUCCAGUUUAUUAACGUGGGGGAGAAGGGACAGCGAUACCUGGCAGACAUCUUCACCACCUGCGUGGACAUCCGCUGGAGGUGGAUGCUGGUUAUCUUCUGCCUGACCUUCAUCCUCUCCUGGCUUUUUUUUGGCUGUGUGUUUUGGUUGAUUGCGCUGUUGCACGGGGAUCUGGAGAACCAAGAGAACAGCAAGCCUUGCGUCUCUCAGGUGAGCAGCUUCACCGCAGCCUUCCUGUUCUCCAUUGAGACCCAGACCACGAUCGGCUACGGCUUCAGGUGCGUCACAGACGAGUGCCCCAUCGCCGUGUUCAUGGUGGUUUUCCAGUCUAUAGUGGGCUGCAUCAUCGAUGCCUUCAUCAUUGGCGCCGUCAUGGCAAAGAUGGCUAAGCCCAAAAAGAGGAACGAAACUCUGGUGUUCAGCCACAACGCCGUGGUGGCCAUGAGAGACGGGAAGCUGUGCCUGAUGUGGCGCGUGGGGAACCUGAGGAAAAGCCACCUGGUGGAGGCGCACGUGCGAGCGCAGCUCCUCAAAUCCAGGAUCACGUCGGAAGGGGAGUACAUCCCCUUGGAUCAGAUAGACAUCAACGUGGGGUUUGACAGCGGCAUAGACCGAAUAUUCCUGGUCUCCCCGAUCACCAUAGUACACGAGAUAGACGAAGACAGUCCUUUGUAUGACCUGAGCAAGCAGGACAUGGACAAUGCUGACUUCGAAAUUGUAGUAAUAUUGGAGGGCAUGGUGGAGGCCACCGCCAUGACCACCCAGUGCCGUAGCUCCUACCUGGCCAACGAAAUCCUCUGGGGCCACCGCUACGAGCCCGUGCUCUUCGAAGAGAAAAACUACUACAAAGUGGACUACUCGAGGUUCCACAAAACAUACGAAGUGCCCAACACACCCAUCUGUAGUGCCAGAGACUUAGCAGAGAAGAAAUACAUUCUCUCGAACGCGAACUCCUUUUGCUACGAGAACGAGGUCGCCCUCACCAGCAAGGAGGAGGACGAGAUCGACACGGGGGUGCCUGAGAGCAUGAGCACAGACACCCACCCCGACAUGGACCACCACAACCAGGCCGGCGUGCCUCUCGAGCCGCGGCCGCUGCGGCGGGAGUCGGAGAUAUGACUGGCAGGCUCUUCCUCUCCCUUUUGGUUGACAGUUUAAAAAAAAAA